AUGACGAAGCCCCCGAAGAGGAAAAAAGGAAAACCGCCUCCGUCGCAAACUUCGGGGGCGGAGGAGUCUACCGAUUCGGACUCUACGGAACGGGGCAGCAACUCCAAUGAAACACAGCAGGAUAAGUACACCCCUUACAGGGUCAUUGAUUAUAACAGGCGAUAUCCUGAGGACAGUGCAGCAGGCAGUGAGUUUGUUGUAUUUAUUGAGAGCACAGAUCCGAACAAAACCAUCGGUUCGAGAGACAUGAUGUACCUAAAUAACUGUUUUGUACGGUCAAUUAAAGGCAUCAAAUAUCUGAAGAAAGUCAACAAAUACAAAAUGGGAGUAGUGUUCGACAGACCGAAUAUGGCCAACGCCUUCUUAGAAAAUACCACUUUCUUAAGAGACCAAUGUUUAAAGGCCUCUAUUCCGGCAGGGAGUACCGAGCUCACUGGAGUUAUCACCGGUGUGCCCGCCGAAAUGAGCAACUAUCAAGUAUUCAAAGCCUUGGAAUCGAGCUCCAAAAAAAUUAUUUGUGUGAGACGUAUACUGAAAAAACAAAAGGUUGAUGAAGGUUUCAAACUAGAACCAACUCAAACUGUUACCAUUACUUUUGCUUCCUCGACUUGCUUGCCUGACUAUGUUUUCAUCAAAAUGUGGAGACUUCCUGUCCUCCCAUAUAUACCACCAGUUAAGCAAUGUUUCAAUUGCCUCAGAUAUGGUCAUAUGGCCAAAUUUUGCAAAAAUGCUCAACGUUGUUCGAUUUGUUCUGACAAACACAGUUUUAGAGAAUGCCAAGUUCCUGCUGAAAAGGCAGUAUGUGCUCAUUGCCAAGGAAACCACAUCUCUAUUUCAGGCGAAUGUCCUGUUAAAAAACUAAAGAUUGCAGAAAAUAAAAACAAAUAUACUAAAGCUAAAUUCUCAGAUCUAUUUAAUGCUCAAAAUUUCCCAUCACUUAAUAAGGCUGAACAAACAAAAAAUUUGCUUGACUUAUUCAUGUCUGACAAAACUAUAUUGAAUCUUAUUACAGAAACUAUAAUUAAAGUUAUUCAUUUAAAUAAAACCCAGAACACCAAUAUAAAUUCAAAAACAAUUACAGAUACCAUAAAGGAAACUUUUGAGUUUAAAAAUAAAAAUAAUCAAAAUUCACAAAUCAAGUCCUAA
Molecule: messenger RNA, 1146 nt
Organism: Pectinophora gossypiella (pink bollworm)
Lineage: Eukaryota; Metazoa; Arthropoda; Insecta; Lepidoptera; Gelechiidae
Exons: 1
Coding region: 1-1146 (381 amino acids)
Molecular function (GO): zinc ion binding; nucleic acid binding
Source: RefSeq, a predicted model, not a curated record